AUGUCUGGCCGCGGCAAAGGAGGAAAAGUCAAGGGAAAGGCAAAGUCCCGAUCAUCUCGUGCCGGACUUCAGUUCCCAGUUGGUCGUAUCCAUCGUCUGCUCCGCAAGGGCAACUACGCAGAACGUGUCGGAGCUGGAGCUCCCGUCUAUCUGGCCGCUGUCAUGGAAUAUCUGGCAGCUGAAGUGCUGGAAUUGGCAGGAAACGCCGCUCGUGACAACAAGAAGACCCGUAUCAUCCCGCGUCAUCUUCAGCUGGCCAUCCGCAAUGACGAGGAGUUGAACAAACUGCUCUCGGGCGUCACCAUCGCUCAGGGAGGUGUUUUGCCCAACAUCCAAGCCGUUCUGCUGCCCAAGAAGACCGAAAAGAAGGCUUAAACUGGAAUCGUCUCUACUCUCAACCAAACCGUCCUUUUCAGGACGACAAAUACAGUUUGUAAGAGUUUCGUGAUACUUUUGAAAAUAUCCAAUCAUCUAGAACGUCAGUUAAAUCGAUGCAGUCCUGCGUAAUGAGCUCUGUUUAUUUUAUUAAAUGCUUAAU
This is a messenger RNA of Uranotaenia lowii, 538 nucleotides long. Its product is annotated as histone H2A. The coding region runs from base 1 to 375 and encodes 124 amino acids. Gene Ontology annotation, molecular function: protein heterodimerization activity; DNA binding; structural constituent of chromatin. The transcript has a single exon. Gene Ontology annotation, cellular component: nucleosome. The record is from RefSeq and is a predicted model, not a curated record. Lineage: Eukaryota; Metazoa; Arthropoda; Insecta; Diptera; Culicidae.